This is a messenger RNA of Bufo bufo (common toad), 757 nucleotides long. Its product is annotated as anterior gradient protein 3-like. The record is from RefSeq and is a predicted model, not a curated record. The coding region runs from base 124 to 621 and encodes 165 amino acids. Gene Ontology annotation, cellular component: endoplasmic reticulum. NCBI's taxonomy places the organism in Eukaryota, Metazoa, Chordata, Amphibia, Anura, Bufonidae. Gene Ontology annotation, molecular function: dystroglycan binding. The transcript has 8 exons.
CACAGGUCACCUGUUCAAUGUGCAGCUAUAAAACAACCUUCGCUCGGCGAGGGAUCAGGCAGUGCACGUAUCAGCAGAGGCACGCCUGAAGGAGAUCGCCGACUGCAAAAUCGAGGAGCCAUAAUGUAUAUGUCAACGCUGGCGGUGUCGAUCGUCCUUAUUACCUUAUCCUCUAACUUGGCCGUGGCGGUGAAGAAGGAGAUCCCCUCACCACAGAUGCUCUCGAGAGGUUGGGGAGAUGAGCUCUCCUGGGUGCCGUCCUAUGAAGAAGGAUUGUACAAUGCCAAAAAGAGUAAAAAACCUCUCAUGGUGAUUCAUCAUUCGGAGGAUUGUCAGCAGUGUCAAGCCCUGAAAAAAGCGUUUUCCAAAAGUGCGGAAGUCCAGGAACUGGCGAAGAAAAACUUCAUCAUGCUGAAUCUCAUGCACGAGACAACGGACAAAAACUUGGCCCCAGAUGGUCAGUACGUGCCCAGGAUCCUGUUCAUUGAUCCUUCCUUCAAAGUCAGAGCGGACAUCACCGGGCGUUAUUCCAAUCGCCUAUAUGCGUAUGGAUCGCAGGACAUGCCGCUGUUGAUAGAAAACAUGAAGAAAGUGCGCCAUCUUUCUCAGACUGAGCUAUGACCCACCACAGGGGAGAAGCUUCGGAAGGGCCCGCACCAAGAAGGGGGCCCAUUGUCACUGCUUCCACCAGUCUCCUCAAAUUGCAUACAUUGUUACACAAUGGAGUAAAGUUGGAUUUUAAUAAAAAAAUAUAAAA